Molecule: messenger RNA, 1907 nt
Organism: Drosophila rhopaloa
Lineage: Eukaryota; Metazoa; Arthropoda; Insecta; Diptera; Drosophilidae
Gene: cpa
Product: F-actin-capping protein subunit alpha
Exons: 3
Coding region: 247-1107 (286 amino acids)
Biological process (GO): actin cytoskeleton organization; barbed-end actin filament capping
Cellular component (GO): actin cortical patch; F-actin capping protein complex
Molecular function (GO): actin filament binding
Source: RefSeq, a predicted model, not a curated record
CACUAGCAUAGAGUGAAAAAAACACUGAAUCGAAUCGUCAUCGUCUUGGCCCAUUAAUUGCGGAGAAAAAAGAUUGCAAAUCGCUGCAGAGACGACUAAAAGGGUUGAGAAAGAGUUCGAGCGAUACCGCAACGACCAAGCACGCCACACCGAAAUCCCGGUCAGAGCCAGAACCCAGGGAACCGGAAAUCAAACCAAACCAAACAACCGCCCCUGCCCCGAAUUCGUGAAUCACCCAGUGGAACUAUGGAGCAGACCCCGAUCACCGAUGCGGAGAAGGUGCGCAUCGUGUCGGACUUCAUCCUACACGCGCCGCCCGGCGAGUUUAACGAGGUGUUCAACGAUGUGCGCGAGCUCCUUAAGAACGACACCCUGCUGAAGGAUGGGGCCAGCCACGCCUUCGCCCAGUAUAACAAGGAUCAGCUGACCCCGGUCCGCAUCGAGGGCACCGACCACAACGCCAUCAUAUCGGAGCACAACGAUCUGGGCAACGGUCGCUUCUACGAUCCGCGCACAAAGCAAGCCUUCAAAUACGACCACCUACGGAAAGAGGCCUCCGACUACCAGGAUGUGGAGGCGGAUGCCAGCGCGGAGCCCUGGAGGGCCGCUCUGGACCUGGAGACGCUCGCCUACACUGCCAGUCACUAUAGACACGGGGUCAGCUCAGUCUUCGGAAAGGCGCAGGGGAACCAGAUCACCCUGACUAUUUGCAUCGAGGACCACCAGUUCCAGCCAAAGAACUACUGGAACGGCCGAUGGCGCUCCCAGUGGCAUGUCAGCUUCCAGGCGGGCAACGGAUCCGCCGAGCUGAAGGGCGUUCUGAAGGUGCAGGUGCACUACUACGAGGAUGGCAACGUGCAGCUGGUGUCCUCGAAGGAGUGCCGCGAGAGCGUGGUGGUCAGCAACGAACAGCAGCUGGCCAAGGAGGUGAUCCGCCUGAUCGAGGAGGCCGAGAACGAGUACCAGCUGGCCAUUUCGGAGAACUACCAGACGAUGUCAGACACAACUUUUAAGGCCAUGCGCCGGCAGUUGCCUAUCACCAGGACCAAGAUCGACUGGAGCAAAAUUGUCUCGUACAGCAUUGGCAAGGAGCUGAAGACGCAAUAAGACCAGGAGGUGCAAGCGGAAGAGGAGCGGACACAGUCGACGAAGCGGCCCAACAGUCUUCCACUUGCAAUGGCCAAGCGAGCAUAGGAACCGAUCAUCAGCAUUAACACCACGACAUCCAAACAGAAGCAGCAGGAAUACGAAUACGAGAGCGGGCAGGUGCCUGCCCAAAUAAAAUGUCUGUAACUGGCUAUAUACAUACGAACAUAUACCUACAUAUAUAUACAGCGUGUAUUUAUACUGUGUUAUAUAACGACGAAAGUGCAUAUACAUAACUAUAACGUCUACGAUCGGAGACAAUUUGAUUGCAAGCAUUUGGAUGACAUUAGCCUGACGGUGAACGAUGAUGCACUGCUGCCUCGUCUGAGUCACGAUCGCCACCAAUUGUCGCCUUUAUCGUUUAAGAAAGAGCAUUAAACGCGGAUUUUAUCAUGUCCUUUGACCUAUGUAUUAUUCUAAUUUUAAACAAAUCAAACACGAGAUCUGCGCUCUAGAUGGGCCAGCGAAUUCUUCGAUUCGGGAAACCAAACAACCGACUCUCGACUAUUUUAAGCGCUAUUAUUAGAGCACCCAUUCAAGUUUUCUGCUUUCCCGAUUGUUCACCACCACCUAGCAUGAGCAUGAAUAUUAACUAAGCUAAACCACUGAUCAUUUUUGCCAGCUCUCCAUUGACAAACAAUAACUGAAGACUUUGAUUUUAUAAAAACAAUAAAUUUGUAAUUAAAAUAACAUAACUAUAAAACAUUUAAGAUUGCUUGAAUUAGUCAAAUUUAAUGAGAAUAAACUAAUUGAAUCGGAAA